Molecule: messenger RNA, 438 nt
Organism: Diabrotica virgifera virgifera (western corn rootworm)
Lineage: Eukaryota; Metazoa; Arthropoda; Insecta; Coleoptera; Chrysomelidae
Product: translation machinery-associated protein 7 homolog
Exons: 2
Coding region: 158-352 (64 amino acids)
Source: RefSeq, a predicted model, not a curated record
AUUGACAUUUGACAGAAUACUCACUGUCAUUGAUCAUUGACUGUCAAUGUCAAUGCUGUCAUUUUCAUUGAAAAAAAAAAGCGUGAACUACCUUUGAACAUUUUUCGUUUUAAUUACAUAUUAGAAUAAGUAACAGCAAGAUUUAUAACCUUUAACCAUGUCUGGUCGUGAGGGCGGUAAAAAGAAACCACUAAAAGCACCUAAAAAAGAUUCAAAAGAAUUAGAUGAUGACGAUCUAGCACACAAGCAGAAAUUGAAAGAGCAGCAGAAGGCUUUACAAGACGCCAAAUCGAAGGCUUCGCAAAAAGGGCCUUUAGUGGGAGGUGGUAUCAAAAAAUCCGGGAAGAAGUAGUGUUGAUGUUUUUUAAUAAUUUUUUUUAAUUGAUGAAAUAAAUUUACCUCAAGGAGACAGUGACUAAUAUACAAGAUUUGUAAAUA